AUGGUGCAGCCCAUCAACCUCACCUUCAGAUAUUUCCAAAACCUGUUGCCGUCGAUUCAGGAGUGGCUCUAUGAGCAAGUGAGCAUGCUGAUGGAGGGUUGUAUCAUGGGUUUUGAUGAGUCAAUGAACCUGGCAUUAGCUGAUGCAGAAGAGAUUCAUUCUAAAAUAAAGUCAAGAAAACAACUGGGUUGGAUCAUGCUAAGAGGAGAUACUAUUACCUUGCUAUAA
Molecule: messenger RNA, 228 nt
Organism: Loxodonta africana (African savanna elephant)
Lineage: Eukaryota; Metazoa; Chordata; Mammalia; Proboscidea; Elephantidae
Product: small nuclear ribonucleoprotein E-like
Exons: 3
Coding region: 1-228 (75 amino acids)
Biological process (GO): mRNA splicing, via spliceosome; spliceosomal snRNP assembly
Cellular component (GO): U4/U6 x U5 tri-snRNP complex; U4 snRNP; U2 snRNP
Source: RefSeq, a predicted model, not a curated record